CUUUUCAAGGUUUAGAAGUAGUUUGAGAAAGGUAAAUAUUAACUGUAGUUUAAAUGUUUGGUGGAAGUAAUUUUGAAACCAUCUUGUCCUUGACUUUGUAAGGAGUGUUUUUUUGAUUAUCAGUGUGGUUCAUUAUUGUCAGUCUGUCAGUGGAGAUUUUCUAUUUUUUCUGGUUCAGUUUUGGAAUAUUGUGCAUUUCUAGGAGCUUACCUUUUCUCCUAUGUUUCCCAAUUUGAUGGCGUGAUGUUUUUUAUAACAGCGUCUUGCAGUCCUUUGUGUUUCUGUGGUGUCAGUUGUCACUUCUCUUUCAUUUCUGAGUUGAGUUGUCUGUGUUCAUUUACACAUGGCUGUCCUUUUGCCUUGUCUCCAUUUGUUGAUGGUGGUGAACUCUAAAUAAGACAAUGGAAGAAUAAAGUCUAAAAGCCCUGUUUUCUGUAUGGAAGUGCUUUCAUUUCUUUGGCCAGAUUCAAGUUUCUGUAAUUCGUUGGGUCCAUUUGUGAACUCUCUGUUCGAUUUCAUUUGUUUGUGUGUGUUUGUUUAUGUAUUUAUUAUAUUUUUAUUUUAUUAAUCAGGAGAAAGAAGUGCAAUUUAUAGUGUGGCUUGACAUUUAAAUCAGAAGUUUCAUCUAAACACACCUGCCCAAUAGAAGGGUGAAUGACCUGUGGAAACCUCUGAACCCAGGAGUCUGGGCUGCAACUUUGGGAUGACUUGGAGCCCAGUCCACCAGGAGGAAAAUGCUUCCCGUGUGGGGUCCUGACACCUGCAGAAGGGGCUUUGCCAUGGUUUCUUCUGGAUAUUUCUGUAAGGAGAGAGAGAAAUCAGAAGGCAACAAGCUGUUCUGAAGCAUCAGGACGAUCCUUGCCGACAUGGUAACUCGCCUCAGCGAAGAGUUGAGAAAAGGAAAAACGGAGAAGAACACUUAUGACCUGUCCAAACUACCAACUUGUGGUUCCGUUAAGACACCGAAAAGAGAGGAGGCUGAGACGAUUCUUGCCGACAUGGUAACUCGCCUCAGCGAAGAGUUGAGAAAAGGAAAAACGGAGAAGAACACUUAUGACCUGUCCAAACUACCAACUUGUGGUUCCGUUAAGACACCGAAAAGAGAGGAGCCUGAGACGAUUCUUGCCGACAUGGUAACUCGCCUCAGCGAAGAGUUGAGAAAAGGAAAAACGGAGAAGAACACUUAUGACUUGUCCAAACUACCAACUUGUGGUUCCGUUAAGACACCGAAAAGAGAGGAGCCUGAGACGAUCCUUGCCGACAUGGUAACUCGCCUCAGCGAAGAGUUGAGAAAAGGAAAAACGGAGAAAAACACUUAUGACUUGUCCAAACUACCAACUUGUGGUUCCGUUAAGACACCGAAAAGAGAGGAGGCUGAGACGAUCCUUGCCGACAUGGUAACUCGCCUCAGCGAAGAGUUGAGAAAAGGAAAAACGGAGAAGAACACUUAUGACUUGUCCAAACUACCAACUUGUGGUUCCAUUAAGACACCGAAACGAGAGGAGCCUGAGACGAUCCUUGCCGACAUGGUAACUCGCCUCAGUGAAGAGUUGAGAAAAGGAAAAACAGAGAAAAACACUUAUGACUUGUCCAAACUACCAACUUGUGGUUCCGUUAAGACACCGAAAAGAGAGGAGGCUGAGUACGUGACUUUUUGCCGUACGAACCUUAAUGAAAUGGAAACUCAUCUAAGCAAAGAGCAGAGAAAAGGAACAAUGGAGGAAAAUGAUUUAGGUCGCUUGUCAAAACAACCCAGUUGUAUCUCUGUUAAGGAACCGAAACAAAAGGAGUCUCUGUACCUGACUAAUUGCCGUUUUGUCUUUGCUGAAAUGGUAAAUCGCCUCUGUGAAGAGUUGAUAAAAGGAAAAAUGGAGGCAAACACUUGUGACUUGAAAGAACUACCACCUUUUACUUAUUCUAAGGAACUGAUAGAGAACCCGGACCUCUACCAGGACAUGACUUUUUCCCGGAUGAUCCUCACUGAUAUGCAUACCCCCCUCAGCGAAGCAUUGAGAAAAAAGAAAACAGAGGAAAACACCUGUGACUGGGCCAAACUACCAACUUUUAGUUCCGUUAAGACAACGAAACGAGAACACUCUAAGGACCUGACUCUUUGCGGUAAGAACCUUAAUGAAAUAGAAACUCAUCUCAGCAAAGAGCAGAGAAAAAGAAAAAGGGAGGAAAACACUUCUGGUAACUCGUCAGAACCAAGUUUUACUUGUGUUAAGAAAGCAAAACGAGAUGACUGUAAGGACCUGUGCAGUAUGAUCCUUACCGAAAUAGAAAAUCAUGAGGAUGCAUGGCCUUUUCGUCUUCCUGUAAACUUGAACUUUGUUCCUGGUUAUACCAAAGUUAUUAAGAAGCCUAUGGAUUUUUCCACAAUUAGAGAGAAAUUAAUUAGUGGACAGUAUCCAAACCUGGAAGCCUUUGCUGUCGAUGUCAGGCUUGUUUUUGACAACUGUGAAGCAUUUAAUCAAGACAAUUCUGAUACAGGCAGAGCUGGCCACAGUAUGAGGAAGUAUUUUGAGAAAAAGUGGACAGAUACUCUCAAAGUGAGCCGAAGCUACAAUAAUCUCUUUUCUCCUUUUCAAUAAGGACGAAUAAGACCAGCAAUGUCAACUGUAUUUUACAUAAAUGUGCAAGGCACACGCAUAAUGACUUUCUUUCUUAGUAAAAGUAUCACACACGAAAACAAUAUCAGAAGAAUGAAACCAUUUUUAAAGGCUUCACUCCUGCAACAACCAAGGCCCUUGGUUAUUGGUUUGUGUGAUUUAUCAGCUAAUUUAGGUAGAACAGGGAAGCACACCCAAAGAAUUUUCAAAGGUAAGGGUGUUACAGAGUAACAGCAAUUAAAAUAUAUCAAAUCGCACUGAAUAUUCAACACCAGAGCUCUAAUGUGGGAGGUGGUUCUCCUUUCCCUCUCAAUAAAUAUCUACUUUUCCUUUU
Molecule: messenger RNA, 2946 nt
Organism: Manis pentadactyla (Chinese pangolin)
Lineage: Eukaryota; Metazoa; Chordata; Mammalia; Pholidota; Manidae
Product: nucleosome-remodeling factor subunit BPTF-like
Exons: 15
Coding region: 867-2594 (575 amino acids)
Molecular function (GO): protein binding
Source: RefSeq, a predicted model, not a curated record